Messenger RNA from Pseudo-nitzschia multistriata, 1063 nucleotides. The record is from the annotation of a GenBank genome assembly. Lineage: Eukaryota; Bacillariophyta; Bacillariophyceae; Bacillariales; Bacillariaceae.
CGUCUCUUUUGGGGGAGGUGAUGGAGGGGCAAGAAAGUCGAGUUGUCUUCUAUCAUGAAGUUUUAUCGUACCGUUACGGCAUGCCGUGWUGUACGGUAUGUUGUUGUAUUCUGUGUUCACUCAGGCCUCUUUAACUCGUGACGGCAAAUCUUUUCUGAGUUCAUCCUUCGAAGCUAACAAAAUUGUUCCGACUACCAUUAGAUAACACAAUGAAUACUUGCAAUUURAAGAUGAAAGUACCCAUCGCAGUUGCUGUGUUUGCUGUUUCCUGCAGCUCAGUAAUGGGAUUCGCCCCUGUCCAUCACAGCAACCAAAUUUGCGCGAUUUCUGCAGACCCUCAGGCACCAACUGCAACAUGUCUUUACGCUGGUGGUUUCGGUGGCGGUGGCAUGGGCAAGAAAUCAGGAAGCAAUAAGAAGAAGAAAAAUUCCAGCAAGGAGAUCAAGCUCAAACCCAAACAACAAUGGGAUCGUUACUCUGAAUUCAAGCGAGAGCCGAAAAUCCAAGUGGCUGUCCGCAUCAAGGAGGGUGGUUCAGAUGAAUGGCUAGAAGUUGGCCGGGUCAAGAGUAAAGAUAACAAAUUCAUCGAGGCCGCCGUCUUUCGGCAGCGCGCUAUUAUUGCCGAGGUAAGUUAUUUUGUUCCCUUGUAACCCACUUGGUGAAAUUGAAGGGCCCGGCUCAUGUUUAGUUGCUGUUGAAUAAUUCGAUGUUUUCGGAAAAAAUAGCACGCAAAACGCUUGUAUCCAGUGCAACUGUCCAGCAAGAAAAGCCUCGAAUGGGGAUACAAGUCAAGCGAAGAGGCUGAGGAAACCACCGAAUGGAAAGCUGUUGACAAGUCUAGCAUGAACGAGGUGGUGGAACUUGAUGGAUUCGAAAAAGUGAUCGGCUUCGAGGGACGUCCUGAUCCGUCGUCCGGAUUUUACUGCGUCUAUGAUGGUGGUCGAUUGAAGAUAGGCGAGGAGACAUCUUUUGUGUAAAUAAUAGCUCAAGUUAAGACGAAAUGCUUUGAAUUAUGAUUCAUCAUUACUAUCAAGAACGAGAUAACUAAAAAGAUCAACGAUGC